Molecule: messenger RNA, 407 nt
Organism: Phalaenopsis equestris
Lineage: Eukaryota; Viridiplantae; Streptophyta; Magnoliopsida; Asparagales; Orchidaceae
Product: WD repeat-containing protein 55-like
Exons: 4
Coding region: 107-391 (94 amino acids)
Molecular function (GO): protein binding
Source: RefSeq, a predicted model, not a curated record
CGCCUCUCUCCCUCGCCGUCUCGCCAUCCCCCCCGAAUCAGCUCUCCAGGAGAAACCCUAGUACUUUUGUCCUCUUUUCACUUCGUCAAAAACCCUCCUUUGGCUAAUGGAGAUCAAUUUAGGGAAACUGCCAUUUGAUCUCGAUUUCCAUCCUUCGAGUGCGCUUGUUGCAGCGGCACUCAUAAAUGGCGAUCUCCAACUGUACCGUUAUGGCGCAGAUUCCCUGCCGGAAAGGCUCCUACAGGUUAAAGCGCACGACGAGUCCUGUAGAGCUGUUCGGUUUGUAGAUUCAGGCCGCGUGGUUCUGACCGCUUCUCCAGACUGCUCAAUUCUUGCCACGGAUGUGGAGACCGGAAGGGCCAUUGCUCGUUUGGAAGAAGCUCACGAGUGAGCUGACUAACCUUUAA